Molecule: messenger RNA, 1743 nt
Organism: Brienomyrus brachyistius
Lineage: Eukaryota; Metazoa; Chordata; Actinopteri; Osteoglossiformes; Mormyridae
Gene: htr3b
Product: 5-hydroxytryptamine (serotonin) receptor 3B
Exons: 9
Coding region: 153-1526 (457 amino acids)
Biological process (GO): chemical synaptic transmission; regulation of membrane potential; nervous system process
Cellular component (GO): neuron projection; postsynaptic membrane; synapse
Molecular function (GO): extracellular ligand-gated monoatomic ion channel activity; transmembrane signaling receptor activity; neurotransmitter receptor activity
Source: RefSeq, a predicted model, not a curated record
AGGGGAAGCACGGGCUCCGUCUGCGGGUCGCGGACUGACGGGGUACCGGUGCACAAGCCGAAUCACACAAUCAGCUUCGGGAUCACGCAGGGGGAGAGCGACCCGACACGGCUCUGCUUCCCGGUGGAUAAGACACCGGGUCCAGCCACAGCAUGUCCCCCAUCCUGUCACUGCUUCUCCUGCUGGUAUCAGCUCCUUCCUCCGAGCCGUUACCGGAGAAGCCCAGGAGGUCCACCCUGAAUCAGCUCACCAGAACACUCCUGCGUAACUACGACUCCGGAGUCAGACCCGUGCAGAACUGGACCAACCCCACCAUCGUCUACAUUGACUUCAUCGUCCAGUCUGUGCUGGAUGUGGAUGGACAGACACAGAAAGUAACUACCAGCAUUUGGUAUCGCCAGAUAUGGAAGGACGAGUUUCUGGUGUGGGACCCUGCAGAUUUUGACGGAAUCAAUGAAAUCUCCCUUUCUUUGGAUGCAAUAUGGGUGCCCGACAUUAUCAUCAGCGAAUUUGUGGACGUGGGCCGCUCACCGUUGCUGCCCUACGUUUACGUCAACUCCUCUGGGAUGGUGAAGAACUACAAGCCCAUCCAGGUGGUUUCCGCCUGUUACUUGGAGAUCUACGCCUUUCCGUUUGACAGGCAGAACUGCACGCUGACCUUCCGCAGUUGGCUCCACACAGUGAACGAGGUGGACCUAGUUCUGUGGAGGAGCAUGGAGGAGAUAGCCAGCGACACCAGGGAGUUCAUGAACAACGGCGAGUGGGAGCUGCUGUCGGUGCCCUCGCGGUAUUGGCGACUCCACAUGGAGGACCGGGACUACGCCCAGAUCCAGUUCAAUGUGGUCAUCCGAAGACGGCCUCUGCUCUACGUGGUCAGCUUACUGAUCCCCAGCAUCUUCCUCAUGAUCGUAGACGUGAUCAGCUUUUACCUGCCGCCCAACAGCGGCACCCGGAUCAGUUUCAAGACCAGCAUCCUCCUGGGCUACACUGUCUUCCGGGUCAACAUGACGGACGAGCUUCCCGCCACGGCCAUCAAAACGCCACUCAUCGGCGUGUUCUUUGCAGUCUGCAUGGCGCUCCUGGUGCUCAGCCUGGCUAAAUCCAUCUUGGUGGUGAAGCUCCUGCACCACAACGAGAAGGAAAUGAAGGAGAUGUCAGUGUCCGCCUGCCUGCUGGACAAGUACGGAUCUUCCAGUCAGAGCUUUAAUGAGAGCUCCUUCACCUCUGUGAAAACCUUGGAUGAGGUGGAUCAAUGUGAAGGUUUCGACUUUGACUUCCAUCUGGAGGAGGACCUCCUGUCACUGUGUGAACCCCAAGACAUGGUCCUGCAGCUGGAAAAGAUCCUGCAGGAGGUCAUCUCCCUCAAGUACUACCUGCACCAGAUGGAGAGUGAUGGUGCUACAGAGAUGGACUGGUUGGCGCUCUGCUCUAAGGUGGACAGGUUCCUCUUCCACCUGUAUCUCCUCAUCCUGGCCGUGUACUCCAGCACCAUCCUGCUUCUGUGGAUUGGCUGGAGCUCAGUGUGAAGUGGCCAGUGUGGAUUUCGCGACCUUGACUAACAUGGCAGAUACUAUGGGUAAACAACAGGCUCCAGUAGCUAAUGCAGACUGACCCAAAGUUACAAUAAGAUGCCUUCAAGUGUCUUACCAUGGAAUUAAAAUGUACUUAUGGUAAUGAAAUGGAGUUUGGGGCCAGACUUUUAUAGGGCAUUUUAUGGAUCAGACCUGUAGUGAUACACCAUAA